Messenger RNA from Etheostoma spectabile (orangethroat darter), 2647 nucleotides. RefSeq names its product gap junction protein alpha 9a (gene gja9a). Gene Ontology annotation, cellular component: connexin complex. Gene Ontology annotation, biological process: cell-cell signaling. Bases 282 to 1769 code for a protein of 495 amino acids. The record is from RefSeq and is a predicted model, not a curated record. The transcript has 2 exons. Gene Ontology annotation, molecular function: gap junction channel activity. NCBI's taxonomy places the organism in Eukaryota, Metazoa, Chordata, Actinopteri, Perciformes, Percidae.
ACCACCGGCAGUCUGUCCAUGCCGCUGCAAGGUAAAUGGAAACGAGUGCACAGAACUCUGCCCUGGUUUAUAUAAUGACAGUGCUGAGGGGAAGGGUUUUAUUAAGGCAAAACUGGAUAGCUGACCAGCCAAGGGAACAUAUCACUGGAUGUACAAGUCCUCUGUCUACUUUAAAUAUAUCGUUUUUUUGCAAAUAUGUGACACUUCACAUAUUACUUCACAACAUUUGUACUAGUUAAUGUUUCAUUUUUCCAAUUGAGAGUAACAAUAGCAGAGUGAAGAUGGGUGACUGGAACUUUCUUGGGGGGGUUUUGGAGGAGGUGCAUAUCCAUUCCACUAUGGUAGGCAAGAUCUGGCUCACCAUCCUGUUCAUCUUCCGUAUGCUGGUCCUCGGGGUGGCAGCUGAGGAUGUGUGGAACGACGAGCAAGCUGACUUCAUAUGCAACACUGAGCAGCCUGGGUGCAGAAAUGUGUGCUACGACCAUGCUUUCCCAAUCUCCCUCAUCCGCUACUGGGUGCUGCAGGUCAUUUUUGUGUCUUCUCCUUCGCUGGUUUACAUGGGCCACGCCCUCUACAGGCUGCGGACAAUGGAGAAGGCACGGCAGAAGAAGAAGGUGCUGCUAAGGAGAGAGCUGGAGUUGGUCGAUGUGGAGUUGGCAGAAGCAAGGAAGAGGAUUGAGCGGGAAAUGAAACAGCUGGAUCAGGGGAAGCUUAACAAAGCUCCUUUGAGGGGAUCUUUGCUGUGUACCUAUGUUGCUCACGUUGUCACUCGCUCGGUUGUGGAGGUGGCCUUCAUGACAGGACAGUACCUCCUUUAUGGCUUUUACCUCUACCCGCUCUUUAAGUGUGAGCGGGACCCUUGUCCCAACGCUGUGGACUGUUAUGUUUCCAGACCAACAGAGAAAAGUGUCUUCAUGGUGUUCAUGCAGUGCAUUGCUGCAAUUUCCCUAUUCCUAAACAUCUUGGAGAUCAUCCAUCUGAGUUACAAAAGGAUUAAAAGGGGCAUCUUGGACUUCUACCCUCACUUGAGAGACAAGAGAGAUGAACUUGAUGACUACUAUGCCAACAAGUGUAAAAAAGAAUCUGUUGUGCAAAUGUGCUCCAAUUUACCCCAAAAGGCAACGAUUGCCUCUGCACCCAGUGACUACAACUUCAUGAUGGAGAGGAUACAGGGCACAAUUUUGUACCCAAACCUAAUCAAACCUUCAACUUGUCUACCUCUUCAGGGCGAGCUGGCCACGCCACACAAUUUUGGUGAUUCCAGAUGUUCAGCUCAAAGCCCUCCACAUUGUGACUUCCACUUGACUACCAACGAGCCCUGCUCGCCGUGCUGCAACUUCCUGAUUUAUCCAAAACUUGAGGCUGAGGACUUUUUGCAUCUUCGCCCACACAGUAAAGAGGAUAGUGGCUGUGAAAGAGGGAGACCAGACUUUUCAAAAUGCCCACAGAAGGCAGCUGACACUUCCACACUGCCAGGUAGUGCAUCAAGGAGGCCGUGGAGGGCUCACGGUUCUUUUAAUUGCUCUACAGUGUCGGAGGGUAAAAGCUCUGAGGCAGACUCCUAUGAGGGUGCAAAAGCCGGCAGUGGAACUUCCUCCACUCGAACACACCCAAAAUCAGAUGCCAAACAUCAAAGCCGGCCCUCCACCCCAGAGUCAGUGGAUGACUCCAGCUCAGGAUCCAGGCACAACCCCAGACCAUCUUCCUCCAGCUGCCAAACAUCAGUGGCAAGUAAUGCAAGCAAAAAAACAGCAGACCUGCAAAUCUAAACUGUGAAUGCACCUUUUCCUUACAGCAGUAGGUGCAACAACAGGCUUAUCGAUUCAACUGCCAUAUGUGCAUUAAGAAUUUAACACACUAUAAGCUGCCUGGUGAGAGUUUACUCAUAUUUUGGUUUGUGUUUUUGUUCUAAAUGUUUAACAAUUCAUGCUAAAUAAAGUAGCAUGCUUUAACCUUAACCCGUUGCAGUUCAACCAAUGGAAUAGACAUUUAAAUUGCUUUUGGUGAUGUACUGUAUUUAAAUAAGAAAUACAAGACUUUGGAUUACAGGAUAUUUGUUCCAACCUGUUUUUUUUAUUGUGGCUUCCUGCAUGUAUUGCUACCCAAUUAACAUGACAACCAAAAUAACCAUGCAUCUUUUUGGGAUAAUACAAGGCAACAAAUAGAUUAGACAUCUUAAGUGGUGUUUUUCAUUGUAGUGUGACAUAACAUUGUAAAAGUUCCCAUUAUCAUUUCACUAUAUAGUGAAAUGUUAGUACUUUCUGGCUACUGCACUUGCUCUUUAGGCUGGCAACUUCCAUUUUCUCAGUACAUAUUUACUUUUCAUAACAGCAACACUUUGAUAAGUAACAUAGUUGGUACGCUUUUAAAAAUGUAACAGCAUCAAAGAUACAUUUUUUACCAUAAAGUCAUACUAAAUAUUUUUAAGAUUAAUCUGAUUUUGUCUGAAGUUCACAGUUCAGUUUCCUCUCUAUAAGUUUUACAGCAUUAGUAGGGGGAUUUAGUCAACACUCAGCCAUUACCUGAGCAUAUCAAUAAGCAGCUAACACAACAGCACUGACCUCACCAACAAGAAUAUUGUUUGAUCACUAUCCUGCUUCAUAGUUUUCACUCAUAAAUUAUUAAAUCUGAUUAUACCAGAUGUGCU